AAAGCUCCGGCUCCUCCUCAAAGCUGCCCCUCCGGACGCCCCGGCUUUCCCUGCAGCCUCCGCGGCUCGGCGGAAGCUGCUUUGGCCCGCGUCAGGUGUCCUCGUCGCCAAACCGAGCCCACUGCCGGCUUAGAGGAUGCGCGGAAGGCGGAGACUGGCAGCCAGGGGAGGGAGAAGAUGGCGGUGUCUGAGAUUUGGAGUACAUCCUGAAAUAAGAGGAAUAGGAUUGCUUCAACCUUCUUGCUCCUUCUCCUCCUUAGGCUCCAAAUAUCUGUGCUGAAUGUUGCUGGAAGUACGUGAGGCCAUGGCAGAUGAUGAUGUGCAACCAUCCAUACCAAAAAAGUGUGGCCCAUACAUUUCUUCAGUUACCAGCCACGGCCUGAACUUGUUGCUCCGUGGGGUAGUCCUCUUUUUAAUUGGAGUCUUCCUCGCAUUAGUAUUAAACUUGCUACAGAUCCAGAGGAAUGUCACCUUGUUUCCACCUGAUGUGAUUACAAGUAUCUUCUCUUCAGCUUGGUGGGUGCCACUUGGCUGUGGAACAGCAUCAGCUGUGAUUGGGUUAUUGUACCCCUGCAUGGAUAGACAUCUGGGAGAACCACAUAAAUUUAAGAGGGAAUGGUCAAGUGUGAUGCGAUGUGUAGCGGUCUUUGUGGGUAUAAAUCAUGCCAGUGCUAAAGUGGAUUUUGCCAACAAUAUCCAGUUAUCCCUCACACUUGCUGCGCUUUCAAUUGGGCUAUGGUGGACAUUCGAUAGAUCUCGAAGUGGUUUUGGCCUGGGAAUAGGAAUUGCAUUUCUAGCCACAUUGGUGACUCAGCUUCUGGUCUACAAUGGAUUUUAUCAAUACACAUAUCCUGACUUUCUUUACGUGCGUUCCUGGUUACCCUGUAUAUUUUUUGCUGGUGGAAUAACUAUGGGAAACAUUGGCAGGCAGUUGGCAAUGUAUGAAUGCAAAGUUAUUGCAGAAAAGUCUCAUCAAGACUGAAAAGAGCAAAGCCUACCUUUCUCACAGAAGGAUAAAUGACAGACGGGGAAGAGCGCACACCAAGGAGUACUUGAUUAUAAAUUGCCAAACAGCCAUCUCCCUUUCCUGUUUCUUCUUCUGCUCUCAUCCCUAUACCCAUGGCCUGUUCAAUCUGCAAAAGGCACACUGUUUACUGCAAUCUGUGAUUGCUUCAUCUGUAGGUCACUUGAAAAUCUUGGCAUCUUAGGAUGCGAUCAGUGUGAAAGUGCAUUAAAAUGCAAUGUGCUGGACAGGAUGCUGGCUUAUGGAUAGGAGCCUUUACUUUCUGAACUAAGCUAGGGUUGCCCUAUGCCACCCUCCUCUUUGCAUAAUGUUCCCGUGCCAAACCAGACUUUUUUUUUUAACCCUUCCCUUCUGGCUGCAUUUCUUUUUUUUUGUUUACUUUGACAAUUUGAGGAAUUUGGUGUUCUUAGAUUGUCACCACGUUAUUAGUUUUCUGGCCAGAGUGAUGUAGAAGUGGCCUGAAAUUAAAUUAAAUGAAAAAUAUAAUCCCAUGCUGCGACUACAGUAGGUAAACAAUAAAUAAAUCCACAGGUCAGUUGCACAUUAGGUACAGCCAGCUUGAACUGUCAUGGCACACUUGCAUCGUGGGUUGAUUGCACAUUGGAUGUAAAACCAACUUGCAAUGUCUUUGCCUGCAGUGUGUUAAGGGUGGUGCGCCUCUGUAAAUAGGUACAUCCUGUUGUAGGACUCUAUUCUACACCAGCCUCAAUAGAGCUGUGAUUGCAAAUAUGACCUGAAUGAAGUGCUAAGUCAUUUGUGGAUGAUAUAGCCUCAUUCUGAAAAUAGGAAAUCCAAACUUCUUUAAGUUUGUUGAAAUAAGCCUCAAUCUAUUUGUAUCAAGUUUCACUCUUAAUCCAUACACAUAAGCUUGGGUAUUUGCAUGCAUUCUGAUGACAGAAGGCACAAUCUGUUGUGAUGUUCUCCUAUAUAGGCCCCAUGGAAACGAAUAAAUGGGAGUGUUCUUGUAGAAUUGCCAUAUGAAUAAGAGAGGAUCUCAGUGGAUUAUGCGUGGUCAAACAGACUAAGACCAGAUUAUGAUGUGGCCUCAACACACUAUUAUAUAGCUGACUCUUGAGACUGGGGGAUCAUUGGGUUGAGGUGAGAGGGAAUAGCUUCCUGGUGAUGAAGCCCAGGAAUUGCUGAUAUAAAUAGAAGCAUAAGUUGAAUCUAUUCUAAAAUUGGCCAAUUUCAUUGCAUCUAUCGUGUUCAUUUAGCCCAAGUAAGCUACUGCUUUUCUUUUAAAAACAUAAUUCCUUUUUAUAAAAGAUUCUGUGAGAUGUUUUAGAAAAUAUGCUACAUUCAGUUGAAGAGGCUGAAGUUGGUCCAAAGAACAAAUAUGUUUAGAUAAACUGUUUUAUUUUUCUUUAGUAAUGUAUAUGUUGUGUUCAUUUAAAAGUGGAACAGGCAAGCUAAACAGCAUUUUUGAGGCUUGCACACUAAUACAUGAAGAAUAUGCAAUGAAAGAUUUCAACAAAAAAGCUUUUAGAAGGAAAAUGUGCAAUCAGUAAGGCUUAAAAAAGCAAAUAAUAUGCAAAAUGCCAGUAGCUCCAACUUUCCACUACCUGUUGAAACAGUGUACCAUUGCACUGCAAUGUUUCGAACCUGGUUGUAAUGUUAUUAGACUGAAUAUUAGAAAUCACUUAAGUAUUAGUGGGUCUCCUGAUAUGUCCCUCCCCUCAGUGAAAUGCAUAGCACAAUGUAUAUGUAGAUGGUUUAAUUUUAAAACAUCUCCUUUAAUAGAGUGAAUGUCAUCUAAUGUCACUCCAUAAAGCAUAUGGAGAUGCUUUAAAAUUAAACAGAACUAAGUAUUCUGGUUCUGAUUCAGCAUAGCUCAUAACUAUAUCUCUGAUUCUGCUGAUUCAUAUUUAUGAGUCAACCUAAUUGUUUAAAGUAUUUGUCUGAGCUUAUUCAAAUUGUAGCUUGAGAAUAUUUUGGAGGCUUGGAUCUGGCAAUUUGGCCCUCACACAAGAAUUUAGGGAUUAAAUCAGAGCACUACUGUGAAAAGGACAAAUAAAGGUGUAUGUGUGUAAAGGUAAAAGAGCUGCACUGGAGAUUGCUAACUUACCAUUUUCAGGGCAUUGAUUGUGUCCUCCACGGCCUUCUCAUUUGAUGGGUAGGGCUUGAAAUGAAUCAUCAAAGAGCUAGUGUGUGAAGUUAUAAAAGAUACCAUCUUCAGCUUUGUGUUUCUAGCGUAGGCAACUCUUGUGGUAGCAAGCUGCUUUAGAGUGAAUCAGGCUUCUGAUUUGCUCCAGAGUUUACUGGAUCUAGUUGGCAUGCAAUGUGAAUGGAAUCAUGAAGUCAAGAGGGCCGUUGGCAGCUCAGCUUAUAGUGUGGCAUAUCUUAGCUGUGAUGAUGGCUGCCCAUGGUUUUGGUAAUUGAAAGUUAUGAAUACCACUGUAUUCUGUAACAGACUCAGUAAACUUUGGGGGACUUGACUGAUUGCCAUUUCAAGACUGACUUGCUUUUGUAUCGCAUGGUCUUUGCACCCAAUUGUAAAGAAGGGCUUCGUUGAUCUUGCUGAAGGAGUCCAAGACAGUUUAAAUGUCAUGCUAAAUCUUAAACACAUGAAGACAUAGCUCUCAACCUUUGCAUAUUAACUUGAAGAUGGAGAUUGACACCUUUGUAUAUUAAUCUACUCACCGGGCAUCAUUGUGAGCUGUGUUUUGCUGUGCAUCAGUGGUAACACAUGGUCGUUUUAAAAAUGCCACUUAGAAUAUUCUGUAUGACUCUUCAAUUUUUAAGUCAAUGAUGCAAAGUCUAUCUAUCAUUCCAAAGUCAUUUUGGUUAUCUACUGUUUUCUGUUAAGUUGUUUUUAUUUAAGAAAACUUGCGUUGAUUUUAUGUAUCUACCAGCCAGUACUGGAAGCUUGAGAGGAGAGCUUUGUAAUGGGAAUGCCUUAAUUACAGUGGUGGGAAGAGGCAGCUACUGUAUAAUGUGUAAUUAUAAUAUUAGACUGUCUUCAAAAUGUUCUAUAGAGGAUGAAUAAGGUAUAUUUUAGAUAAAACUUUAUAAGCACUAUAAACUCUUCACUAGUUGUGAAUUGUAAAGGUUGAUGAUGUUUACUUCUUCAAAUUGCUGUUAAAAGCAAAAUAUGUAUUAAAUAUAAUUAUAACAUUGAA
Messenger RNA from Elgaria multicarinata webbii, 4143 nucleotides. It is a transcript of the gene INSIG2, whose product is annotated as insulin induced gene 2. Bases 281 to 982 code for a protein of 233 amino acids. Gene Ontology annotation, biological process: SREBP-SCAP complex retention in endoplasmic reticulum; cellular response to insulin stimulus; SREBP signaling pathway. NCBI's taxonomy places the organism in Eukaryota, Metazoa, Chordata, Lepidosauria, Squamata, Anguidae. Gene Ontology annotation, cellular component: SREBP-SCAP-Insig complex; endoplasmic reticulum. The transcript has 6 exons. The record is from RefSeq and is a predicted model, not a curated record.